UUCCGUGACGACGGAAUUCGGCUCCAUCGGCGGUGGAAACCCCAGAUUUCUGCUUCACUUCAAGUCCAGAUUUGGAGAUUUUUCUGCUCGGAGGUCCGUGGGGAUGUCGGAUCCGGCGAAGGCGUAGGAGGAGGGAGACGGCGAUGGCGACGGCUGUUUGCCAAUUUGGGUAUAAAAUCGGAUUAUAAAGAUCACUGCUUGGAGGGACAGAUGGAAAAUGGUGACAUAGACGAACACAUGAGGAGCAACUCUGACGCAUUUCACUUUCAUCAUACCUUUUACCACUUUUAUGAUUUUUUUUUCCUUAAAAAUGAAGAAAAAACAAACUGCUGA
Striga asiatica is the source of this 333-nucleotide messenger RNA. NCBI's taxonomy places the organism in Eukaryota, Viridiplantae, Streptophyta, Magnoliopsida, Lamiales, Orobanchaceae. The record is from the annotation of a GenBank genome assembly.